Letharia columbiana is the source of this 1065-nucleotide messenger RNA. RefSeq lists its product as uncharacterized. The coding region runs from base 1 to 1065 and encodes 354 amino acids. The record is from RefSeq and is a predicted model, not a curated record. Lineage: Eukaryota; Fungi; Ascomycota; Lecanoromycetes; Lecanorales; Parmeliaceae. The transcript is spliced from 3 exons.
AUGACCAGCUCGCCAGGAAUGGCCCUCCCCAUCCUCACAAUAUUCCAAGAUGCCACCGUCGGCCUCAUCUCCCUAAUGUUCAAACCGUACCUCCCUUUCGACCUCGCCGGUGUCAACUCGAUGGUCCGCAUCGCCGUCGCUCUCAACGACAAAGAGAACGGCCCGACCCAAGCCGACGGUCGAGCCCCUUCCCUCGUCGCCUUUAACGAAAAGGAGUGGUACAUUGGCGCUUCAGAAUGGGUCGCUAAUGACCACGUCAAGAGUGGGAGCUAUGUGGAUGUGGUGGUGCAUCAGGAGGAUGACGGGGCGGGGCAGGAGCCGGCUUAUAUGCAGGUGUUGGGACAUGAUGAUGCGGUCUGUGUUGCCUAUAUUGGGCAGACGUGGCCGGAUGGGCAGCAGAGAGGCUGGUUGGGUGAUGUGGGGAGGGCGUGUGGGAAGAGGUGGUUUUUCAGUAAUGUGGAGGUUGGGGAGCAGAAGUAUAUGCCGGACUGCACCUGGCUCGACCGCGACCACGCCAAAGACGGCACCGACGCUCUCGAGAACAUCGAAGCAGCCGCCAUGCAAAUCCACAUGCAGGACUUCACAAACCUCACCGGGCCUUACCCCACCGAUCCCUCCUACUACUGCACCUACCCCGCCACCCUGUUCGUCCGCGACUACGACUACGAAUUCAGACUCGAAUGGUUCGAACACAAAAUCCCGUCACGCUCCCGCAUCGCAUUCUGGAAAGACCACGGCUUCAGAAGCAAACGCCGAUCCCCUCAUCCUCACCGCCGCCGUCCUCGACCCUCCAGACGCUCCCCGGCCCUGCGCAGCAAGCUGGUGUCCAGCACGCACGAGAAGCAUAGCGCAAAGGCACUGUGCGGCAGUGACACGAGUCACGGACCCGACUUCGUGAGUCACUCGGAAGGCUUGUUUUGCGAUAUGGGUACCAAGCGGGUGUGGCCUCUCUGUAAGACGACGGAGGAGGUGGAGGUGGGGUGCUAUGACUGGGAAAGUCAUGGUUUGGUCACGAGGGAGGGGAAGGAGGGGAGGGAUUAUGCGGAUGUGGAGGAGUGGGCCUGA